Rotaria socialis is the source of this 645-nucleotide messenger RNA. The record is from the annotation of a GenBank genome assembly. Lineage: Eukaryota; Metazoa; Rotifera; Eurotatoria; Philodinida; Philodinidae.
AUGCCUAUACUCGCUAUAUUUUUCUUACUUGAAUACUGUCUUGGAUUUAAAUAUGUGUUUCUUGGUUUACCAAUUAUUGGAAAGAUAAAAUCAAAACAUACUUCAGCAUUGCUUGAUGAAAGCUUUUUUCCUCAAAGAACGUGGUGUCUUAUUUCUCGUCAGAAACUAGGAGGAAUAGAUGAGACGUGGGGCGAUUGUGUAUUACCGAUCAAUGUAUUGAAAAAUACAGUGUUUUCGUUACUUCGGUUCUGGCUAAUAUUUAUAUUGCUGAUGUCAAUAUGUGGCUUGUUUCAAACGUUGCACAACAUGCUUCCAUUCAGUGCUCGAUCUUUUCUUGGCCAUCAUCUUCGUGCACGCGAUUUAUAUGACAUGAAAGAUAAUGCAAUUGUACAUGAUUUUAUUUGUAAAUGUCCACCAGAUAUUAUACUUAUGCUUCGAUUGUAUGAAGUUGAACUAGGAAAUACAUUGACAGGCCAAGUGAUCGGUCAAAUUUUUGUGACAUUCAAGAAAAACUAUGUUUCUCGAGAAAAUUCUAUUGCAAUAGAAUUACCAUCAUUGAUUAAAUUUCGUUUUGCUUUUAUUUCUUCUUAUCUCAUUAUUCAUUGUUUUUCUUAUUGUAUCUUUUCUUUCUUAAUAGCAAAAUGA